Musca vetustissima is the source of this 438-nucleotide messenger RNA. RefSeq names its product Y-box-binding protein 2-A-like. The transcript has 2 exons. Gene Ontology annotation, cellular component: nucleus. Gene Ontology annotation, biological process: regulation of gene expression. NCBI's taxonomy places the organism in Eukaryota, Metazoa, Arthropoda, Insecta, Diptera, Muscidae. The record is from RefSeq and is a predicted model, not a curated record. Gene Ontology annotation, molecular function: nucleic acid binding. Bases 1 to 438 code for a protein of 145 amino acids.
AUGCAGAAAAUUAAAGAAGAACCCGAAAAGCAAGAGGUACCAGAGCUAGUGGAGCCUGGUGGUACUGCAGGAGCAAAUCCAGAAAUGACUGCAAUUUCAACAAGAGAUGCAGCAGUUUAUGCAGUUGUAGAUGACGAUCGUGGGGCAGAACACGAAGUUGGACUGGAUUCUUUCCAGCAAAAACGCGUAUAUAAUCCCGCCGGCAGAUCCUCACAAUCCAAAAAGGCAGUACGCUCCGUUGGCGAUGGCGUAAUUGUCGGAUUCGAUGUCGUCAUCGGCGAAAUUGGCAGUGAGGCUGCAAAUGUAACCGGUCUCUUCGGAGAACCUGUACGUGGUAGCCAAUUUUCUGCCGAUAAACAGCGUCGCAAUCGCAAUACACCAAGACCAAGGUGGACAAGGAGGUCCCAGACACAACAGUCGUUCACGUCAUCUAAAUAA